UCUUCAGUUUAGUUAUCCCUUUAUUCAUUUAGUGUGCGAGGCAUCACCGCAACGCUACUUCAAGCCACUUCACCAACUACCAACAAGAUAAAGGGGAUCUUGGUUUUGGUAAAUACGGAGAAAAGAGAGAGAGAGAGACGAAGAAAAAAAAGCGAAGAAGUAACAAAUAUGACUGCCCUUAAUGAACCUCACAAAACCCGCAUCAUCUCCCACAUGAACGCGGACCACUACCGGGAGCUGGAGCACUACCUACGCGCUUUCAACGGACUACCCGCUUCUGCCGCCCGCGGCGCCCAGCUAACGGACAUGACCACGGAGACCAUGACCAUCCGUACCGCGUCCGGGGCCACUCACUCCGUCUCCAUCAAGCCGCCCCUAGCCUCUGCCGCAGAGGCGCGCGUGCGCCUCGUCGACAUGGCCACGGAAGCCCUGCAGAAACUCGGGCUCAGCGACAUCCGCAUCUCGACUAUCACGCCGCCCCGGGGUAUAGGCGCCGCGACUUUCAUCGGCGUCUCGCUGUACGUCGUGUGCGUCGCCACCCUGCCCCUCGUGCGGCCGAGCACCGCCGCCUGGGCGUUUCUGGACCAGUACUUCCCCUUCGGCGGCGUGGCCCGGUACUUCUGGGUCGUGCGCGCGAUCCUCGUGCCUACAGUUGUGCUGCACCUGUUCGAAGCAUGGUGGAUGGCGCGGUCGCGGCUGACGAAGCACGGCGUCGACGCGUACAGCAAGCUAUGGCUGCUGUGGAUUGCGGAUACCCUGAUGGAGGGGUAUCCCGCGAUGGUGCGUUUCGACGGAUUGGUGAAGACGGAGCGGAAGAAGAAGGAGGGCGGGAAGCACUGAGAAAGCCUCGAAGCGGAUGUAACUGCUUUACAGAAUGAAGGAGGGAAGCCCGAUAGAGUAUGUUAUGCAGACUUUGGUAGUCAGGUGAGGCCUAUGUUGUAAUGAAGCACUGAUGAAUACAUUCUAGAUAAGCCGACGGCGAUCUAUUUACGCCACCCCUAUCUGAUUGGAUCUAUAUUGUGAGAGUGAUCAUAUGUACUUCCACUUUAACCGAAAAUAAACCCAACCAUGCGCCUUUAUAAGGGCACCUGAUACUGGAUUUAGGAGUUUAACGGUUACUAUAUAUGUAUGUUGUCCCUGACAUGUUGUACGAGCCAAGUGUCAAGAUGCUGAUGGACCACCACCUGAGAGACGAAGAUAAGUUUCAAAAAAAAAAAAAAAAAAAAAAA
Messenger RNA from Daldinia caldariorum, 1229 nucleotides. RefSeq lists its product as uncharacterized. The coding region runs from base 169 to 840 and encodes 223 amino acids. The transcript has a single exon. Lineage: Eukaryota; Fungi; Ascomycota; Sordariomycetes; Xylariales; Hypoxylaceae. The record is from RefSeq and is a predicted model, not a curated record.